Molecule: messenger RNA, 1055 nt
Organism: Galleria mellonella (greater wax moth)
Lineage: Eukaryota; Metazoa; Arthropoda; Insecta; Lepidoptera; Pyralidae
Product: homeobox protein pnx-like
Exons: 1
Coding region: 33-944 (303 amino acids)
Biological process (GO): regulation of DNA-templated transcription
Cellular component (GO): nucleus
Molecular function (GO): DNA-binding transcription factor activity, RNA polymerase II-specific; sequence-specific double-stranded DNA binding
Source: RefSeq, a predicted model, not a curated record
GCAAACAUUGGAGCGAGUGGAAGCACCAUAAAAUGUCGCGUUCAUUCUUAGUUGACACCCUUAUAAGUGAUACGAAAGAUACGAAACCAGAAAUGUCCAGUGAUCCAUUGAACUCGUACACUAGUUUAAUGGCGCAUCAUUUCGACACUCGACCGAAGUUUAUACCUUACACGUAUCCGGGAAACCUGAAUAAUCUACUAACUCUUGGAUUGCAACACCCCCAACGUUCGCCAGAUUUGUUUCGACCUUUCUUGGAGCAUUUAAAUUUUCGAUAUCCUCUACUACAUCAGUUGCCACGGCAACCGGACAUAUUUGAUCCAGUUCAGAGUGACCGAAGGCCGUUUGAAAGUUACUUGAAGACUGAAGAGCAAGAACCUAUAAAUUUUGUGAGCAAAAGAAAGAAAUCUGUGUCACCGUACAUGCAUCAUCCUUACAAAUCGACAGCAACAUCGCCAUCAAAGAGUCAAGGUCAGAGGUCCCCAUCAUUAUCGAGCGAAAGCAGAAACGGAACACCAAGCCCUCCUCUAGCACACCCUGAGGAACUCCUACCAGGAUUUUCGAAAGACCUCAAACGUCUUCCAUUGAAAGAGGACUCUAGUAAACGCAUCAGAACAGCCUUCACUGGCACGCAGCUUUUGGAAUUAGAAAGAGAAUUCUCCAUGAACAUGUACCUUUCGAGAUUGAGAAGAAUCGAGAUCGCUUCAAGGUUGAAGCUAUCGGAGAAACAAGUGAAAAUCUGGUUCCAGAACCGCCGCGUUAAGUUGAAGAAAGAAGAGACUCCGUUGAACUCCAGCGAUGGUAGGACCAAGAAGUGCUGUUGCACCAAAACCACAUGUUCCAAAGACCAGUUCGAGUCUCCUUGUGAUAAUGAUCAAGAGCAAAUAGAUGUAGUAAGUGAUAACGACACUAGUUUCGAAUCGCAAACUUUAAUGCAGUAUCGAUAAAUUUAUUGCAAUACAAAUGGAUAAAGACGUUCCGAAUCUGCAGUGAAAAGAACUGUUUCUAAAACGUUAGUGAAUAAUUUAUUACUUAAAAAUUGUAUUUGAAAUAUAAGU